Messenger RNA from Coprinopsis cinerea okayama7#130, 1507 nucleotides. RefSeq names its product AGC/NDR protein kinase. Gene Ontology annotation, biological process: peptidyl-serine phosphorylation; intracellular signal transduction. NCBI's taxonomy places the organism in Eukaryota, Fungi, Basidiomycota, Agaricomycetes, Agaricales, Psathyrellaceae. Bases 29 to 1507 code for a protein of 492 amino acids. The transcript is spliced from 9 exons. Gene Ontology annotation, molecular function: protein serine/threonine kinase activity; ATP binding. The record is from RefSeq and is a predicted model, not a curated record.
GGCGACUGCUGGCCCAUCCAAAUCACCCAUGAACAGCCAAGGAGAUCGCACUGGAACCAUCCAAAGACCAGACGACUAUGUCUACUUUGAACGGUCGACAGCCAAGUUCAGCUCAGAUGCCGUGGCGCGUGCAACGGCUGCAAAGCUGAAGCUUGAGUCGUACUACAAGAUGGCAGUCGACUCUGCUAUUGAAAGAAAUGCAAGGCGAAUCGAGAUGGAGACGAGACUCACGCAAUUGCAUACUCAAGAUGCGAAGGAUAGAGAAAUUCGAAAAUACUCCAAGACUGAGUCGCAGCAUCUGAGGCUCAGGAGAACGAAGAUCAAGCUGUCAGACUUCAAGACUGUCAAGGUCAUCGGGAAGGGUGCCUUUGGUGAGGUACGCCUGGUCCAGAAAGUCGACACCGGAAAGGUCUACGCAAUGAAGAGCUUGCAGAAGGCCGAGAUGUUAAAGCGGGAUCAGUUGGCCCACGUGCGGGCAGAACGCGAUGUUCUGGCAGAGUCCACCUCACCAUGGGUCGUUCAGCUCUUCUACUCCUUCCAAGACCCGCUAUACCUCUAUCUCAUCAUGGAGUUCCUUCCUGGAGGCGAUCUAAUGACCAUGUUGAUGAAAUACGACGUGUUCUCGGAAGACGUCACCCGAUUCUACAUGGCUGAAUGUAUCCUGGCGAUCGAAGCGGUCCACAACUUGGGGUACAUUCAUCGGGACAUCAAGCCGGACAAUGUGUUGAUUGACCGGAAUGGUCACUUGAAGUUGUCGGAUUUCGGUCUCUCCACUGGACUCCACAAGGCCACCGACGGAGAAAUCUACAAACGGUAUCUGGAACAAGAGAAGACCAAGGACAAUUCGCGGAACAGUGUUCAAGUCAACCCCAUUAACCUUACCAUGAGCCGUGAACAGAUCGCGACCUGGAAGGCUAAUCGACGGAAGUUGGCGUAUUCGACGGUCGGAACUCCCGACUAUAUUGCUCCGGAAGUGUUCAUGAUGAAGGGCUACGGAAAGGAGUGCGACUGGUGGUCACUGGGUGCCAUUUUCUUCGAAUGCUUGGUUGGCUAUGCGCCCUUCUGCUCGGACAACCCGGGGGAUACGUACAAGAAGAUCAUCGACUGGCCACGUUACCUCAUCUUCCCAGAAGAGGUAUACAUCUCCAAGGAGGGGGAGGACCUUAUUAGAGGGUAUGUUCGCCUUAUAUAUUACCUUUUGGGACAUCUGAAUCUUACGCUAUUCGUCCUCAGCAUGAUGAAUUGGGCAGACAAGCGACUGACUGUGGAACAGAUCAAGAACCACCCCUGGUUCUUCGGCGCCGAUUGGAACUCCCUCCGCUACAUCGAACCACCAUUUGUUCCCCGUCUUAGCUCGAUAACGGAUACCUCAUAUUUCCCUACCGACGAUCUUGGCAAUGUGUCCAACCAGUUGGACCAAGUGGAGAGCGUCAGUGCGGAGAAGGACCUUGCUUUCCUCGGAUUCACAUUCAAACGGUUUACGGGUGGGCCUGGAGCCUCUGGUUAA